AUGUCAGCAACCAAUGCAGCGUCUGCUGCCGUUGGCAUCAGCAGCAGCGACGGCGAGGCCCUGACCACGUCGGCUAUCGUCGCGGCGGAGGCUGUGACUGGGUCGCACGUGCUCCAGAUCAAAGCCUACUCCACGACGACCAAGGAACUCGGCAACGGCAAACACAUCAAAUCCAGCACAUUCAGCGUGGGUGGUCAUCGCUGGUAUAUUAGGUACUACCCUGAUGGCAAUGCCUUGGAAAAUGCCGGCUGGAUUUCUAUCUACCUGCAGCACGAUCAUACCGAUGCCGCUGUGGAAGUCAAAGCUGGAUUCGUAUUUGGUGUUCUGGACAACAGCGGUCGAUAUGUACCUAUGUUCACAACAAAAACCUCUGUGGACGAUACCUUCUGCUGCAAAAAUCGACGCUGGGGCUUCUCCAAAUUCGUUACAAGGAAAGCCCUAGAGGAAUCGUCUUAUAUAAGAGAUGAUUGCCUUAAAAUAAGGUGCGAUGUCAUCGUCUCUAAGGGCAUCAGCACAGAGGCCACUAUGCAGUUCGUCCUCGUGCCGCCGUCCAACUUGCAUCUGCAUUUUGGUUCCCUCCUCUCAGGCGCGGUGGGGGCCGACGUCACUUUUGAGGUUGCCGGAGAGAUGUUUGCUGCACACAGGUGUGUGCUGGCUGCAAGGUCAUCGGUUUUCAUGGCAGAGCUCUUUGGCCCCAUGAAGGAGAAGACCAUGAACUGCAUAGAGAUCCAAGACAUGGAAGCAAGGGUGUUCGAGACCAUGCUCCACUUCAUCUACACCGACACCAUGCCUGAUAUUGACCAGGAAGAUGCGUUUGUGAUCACUGAUCACACAGCAUUUGCUUGUAGCAGCGGACAGAUAUGA
Messenger RNA from Miscanthus lutarioriparius, 864 nucleotides. Lineage: Eukaryota; Viridiplantae; Streptophyta; Magnoliopsida; Poales; Poaceae. The record is from the annotation of a GenBank genome assembly.